Schistosoma spindalis is the source of this 1800-nucleotide messenger RNA. Lineage: Eukaryota; Metazoa; Platyhelminthes; Trematoda; Strigeidida; Schistosomatidae. The record is from the annotation of a GenBank genome assembly.
UGUAAAUCUUGUCUAAACUUUUGAAAAUAAUUAUCUUUUUUUUUUAAUAAAAAAAACAUAACCAUAAAUGAUUAAUUCUGAAAUCAUCAAAGCAAAUGAUGACAUAACAAUAGUGAAACAUAAAAAACAUGGAAAAUUGAAUCGUUUCUUUUCACAUUUUAAACACAAAUCACAUCAUGAUCAUCAAUUAAAGAUGAAAAUUGUAACACCCCCACCUACAUUACCAAUGUGUUCUAUGAAUCCUGAAUCAUUAGAGACUAUAUCUUCUAUAAAUCCUCAUUCACAUGGUUGUUCAACAAUUUCAAAUUGGUUUACUGGUAAAGGUAAAGAGAAUGUUCAUGAUAAACGAUCAAGUGUAAAACGGAGAAAAUAUGAAGAAAUUCAAGGAACUGUAGUAUUUGAUCAAACAAGCAAUUCUGAUGUAUAUGAUAGAAUUUUAAAAAAUAGUAUAUUGGGUACAAGACUAGUGAAAAAAGCUGUUAUAUGCAAUCGUCGAUCAGGUGCGAUAAAUGCUUAUGGACCAGAGGAUUUUACACCAUCUAUUGAACAAAUUAAUAAAUUUAUGAUAUUAUCACAGGCUGAACGAGCGGAUCGUGUAAUUAUAGAUAAACAUUUUCAAAUAGCUAUGGAUUCAUGCUUAUAUAAAGAUGUAGAUGAUGAAACUGGUGUACUUUUAGCUGAUAUAAUUCAAUAUUAUACAAGACCAAAUACAAAUGAAUAUAAUACUGGUAAAUAUGAAUUAAGUGGUUUAUUAACAAAAAACUCCUUAUUAAUUGCAAUCUAUGAAAUUGGUAAUCGAACUAAUGAUGCAAAACAAUUAUUAAUUGAAAUGCGGGAUUAUUUUGAUGCUCAAGGAAUGUAAUUAAUUUUUUUUUUAUUAUUUUGUUAAAUACUAUUUUAAUUCUUUUCUUGACUAUUUACUGACGCUUGUUACUCUUAAUGGAGAAUAGGCCACCAACCAGUACUCACCAAUCCACUCUGUUCUGGACCUUCCUUUCUCGUUCUAUCCAAUUAUUGUUCAUUUUUCUCAUGUCUAUCUCCAUUUCCCGGCGUAUUGUGCUCUUUGGUCUACCACUUCUCCUUUGAUCUUGAGGAUUACAUGUGAGGGCUUGUCUUGUGUUGUAGUUCAGUGCUUUCCUCAAUGUGUACGCUAACCGAAAAAAAAAUUAUACUUGGCUAUUUUUAAUUUUCUUAAAUCAUUGGAAUUUGGUUAAUUGAUUAUUAAUUUCAUCAAUGGUUACAUUCUGCUAUUUAUAUUUUAUUUAUGCUUUAUUUUGCUUGCUUACAAUUGAACUUUCGAUUUUCGAAUGUUUAUUUUGUAUACAGUUAUCUGAUAUUGACUUUUAAAUGGCUUAUAGUUGGAAUUUGGUUAUUUUAUUUUUUAAGGAAAGCUCCUUUUUUUAUAUAUUGUACAUUUUGUGGAUUUGAUUUGAUUACAGUAAACAUAAUAAAAAUAUUCUGUAUACCCAAAGAUUUAUUGUUGAUGAAUGGGACGAGUAACUGUUAAUUCGUAGAUUUCACUGAAUUAUUUUUUUCUAGUUAGCGUUUUUUAGCGAGUUAGUUGUCUACGGAAUGGGAUCGCUAACCCAAUGACCAACCCUCCUCCUUUAUCCGGACUCUGAAACGGCAGUAGCCUCAGAGGGGUUCCAGAAGGAGUUAGAUUUUAUUGAUUAUAUUGAAAUGAUUUAACUAUAGAAUACUAAUAUUGUUAACUUGUGAUCUACUUUAUUGACUGUUGAGUGUGAAAAAUUCACUUUAAUUAGAUACAUUCGGUCAAAUGAUUUGAAUACAUAAUCUUUU